Molecule: messenger RNA, 1182 nt
Organism: Anguilla anguilla (European eel)
Lineage: Eukaryota; Metazoa; Chordata; Actinopteri; Anguilliformes; Anguillidae
Exons: 4
Coding region: 13-717 (234 amino acids)
Source: RefSeq, a predicted model, not a curated record
CAACCCCUAGGCAUGGUGGAGAAGAUGGCCGCCCAUCCCUGGGUGUCGAAGGCGAUGUUCUGCAGCGGCUUCGUCGUGGGCUUCUGCCUGUGCUUCGCCGCCAUCAGCCACUUCAGGGGGAUCCCUCGGGCUCAGUGGCUCCACUGCCUGCCCACGCUGUGCAGGGCCCCUGCUGCUGACCCUGAUCCCGCCCCCCUAGUGACUGGCGCAAGCGACGGCCCGUUGGCGCCCUGGGGACGGCUCAUCUGUUGGGUGGCGGCCAAUCAGGAGGCGCCCUAUUCUAGGAGCUUCCCGUGCUGCUCCGGCGUAAUGCUUCUGGUUAGCUCCACCCCCGAUCCCAAUGCCCCGGGGGCGCUUCCCCCUCUUGAGGAACAGGAAAAACUGCGCCAUAAAACCAUGGCCGCCUUCAGCGCAUUCAACCGCAGGUACAACCGCUUCCGCAGGGCAGCCGACAACGCCCACGUGGCUCUGGAGAAGCUGAGGCGGACCCUCUCCCAGUUCCGGAAGCGUCCGGUACUGUUCCUCGACUGGGGACCCAGGACGUGCGGUGGGCGGGGCCACGCGCUGAGCCGGCACGCGGCGCCGCGAUUGGUGGAGGCGCUGCGGGACGACCCCUCCCUAGAGUUCGUGCAAGUGAGCUGCUGCCCAGAAAUGGCGAGAGGCCUCGCUGGAGACACCGACGCCCACGACGGACCAAUCAGCUUCCACCGCCUGUGACCGCGGGGCACUGUUCCCUGGGACUGACCUGAACGUGAUGAUAUUCUUCAUAUCAACAUUAUCGAAAGCACUUUCUUACUACUGGUAUUUUCUCAAGAAAGGGAAAACAACUGAUUCAUAUUUCUUAUUUAUGUAUUUUUUGCAAUUGUCAUGAAAAAUGCUUUACCACCACGGAGGUGGCAUGUUUAAAUGACCCUCCAUGCAGAUGAAAGAUGGGCUCUUGGAUGUAACAGGGGAACCAUGCUUCUUUUAUCUGGACCACGGGUAAUGAUUUGUGAUCGACCCGAAAUGUGACUUAUAUAAGAUACCUUUACCAGAACCACUUACAGCCCUGUUCUCCCCAUUUAAAAAAUUUGCAUUGAUGUACAGCACGUACGAACCUGGGUCAAGUACAUAUUUGUUUUGUGUUCAAAUACUUUUCUGCGCUCUGUUUGUCCUGCCUGGUGUAACUGAGCCUGCCAAUAU